Lutra lutra (Eurasian river otter) is the source of this 14413-nucleotide messenger RNA. RefSeq names its product tet methylcytosine dioxygenase 1 (gene TET1). The record is from RefSeq and is a predicted model, not a curated record. The transcript has 13 exons. Gene Ontology annotation, cellular component: nucleus. The coding region runs from base 382 to 6885 and encodes 2167 amino acids. Gene Ontology annotation, molecular function: DNA binding; DNA 5-methylcytosine dioxygenase activity; zinc ion binding. Lineage: Eukaryota; Metazoa; Chordata; Mammalia; Carnivora; Mustelidae. Gene Ontology annotation, biological process: oxidative demethylation; positive regulation of transcription by RNA polymerase II.
GCCCCUGCUUCACUCCCUGAGGUCUGUCCUGGGGAGACACUGCUGCUCCGGGGGGCUGACCUGGCGGGGAGAGGCAGCGCAAUCCGCUCCCGCACCGCUUUGUGCGCUCAGCCGCCGGUCCCUGGGCUCCCGGGUCUGCCCCCUGGGACAACCCCCUGCCCCGCCCCAGUCAUGCAACUCUACCUGCCUCUCGCCCGUGGACCUUUGGGAAGCUGCCGCCCACCCCGGGGGCUCGGGCCCUGACCCUGCCAGGCAGCCGACCAAAAUCUUUUGCCAGUGAGCUCAGCCAUGUUGCGUCCAGAUUCUCCUCAGAAGUGAGACUUUCCAAAGGACCAAUGACUCUGUUCCCUGUGCCCUUUCAUUUUUUCCUACUCUGUAGCUAUGUCUCGAUCCCGCCAUGCAAGACCUUCCAGAUUAGUCAGGAGGGAAGAUCUAAACAGAAAGAAAAGCAGCCAACUGAAGAAGCCAUCUAAGGCAACCAACAAAAAUGUGGCAUCAGUCAAGACUGUGAGCCCUGGAAAAUUAAAGCAAUUAAUUCAAGAAAGAGAUGUUAAGAAAAAAAUAGAGUCCAAACCACCUAUGCCAGUCAGAAGCCUUCUGACAAGGGCUGGAGCAGCACGAAUGAAUUUGGAUAGGACUGAGGUUCUUUUUCAGAACCCAGAAUCCUUAACUUGCAAUGGGUUUACAAUGGCUCUCCGAAGCACCUCUCUUAGCAGACGACUCUCCCAACCUCCAGUGAUCAUAGCCAAACCCAAGAAAGUUCCACCUCCGAAGAAUUUAGAAAAGCAACAUGAGUGUGAUUAUAAUGUAGUUACUGACAUGGGAGUAAAACACUCAGAAAAUGAUUCUGUUUCAACGCAAGUCCCCCUAAUUGCUUCCGAUAUAGAGAAUCUAAUUGGUGUACAAAAUGCAUCUUUAUUUAAAGGUGAGAGCCAAGAGACAACCCAGUCUUGGUCCCAGAGGGUGGAGGGUUCCAAAGUAAAUGUCUCCACUCAGAGUGAUCCUAUAGUAGAGAUCGUUUCUGGGUCAUCAGAAGGGACACGUGGUGGCAAAGGACUAUUCUCUAAAGAGACUUUGAAUGAUAUCAACGAUUCCCCUAGAAUGUUUGCUCAGGACACUCUGUGUGCUCCUUUGCUCCAAAGAGCAGCCCUCAAGGUUACUUAUGAAGGAAACUCCAGCAUUCAGUUAGAAGAUUUGGGUUCACGAGUAGAAUCUCUUAAGCUGUCUGAUUCAUACCUGGAUCCCAUCAAAAGUGAACGUAAUUGCUACCCCACCUCAAGCUUUAAUAAGGUUGUACCUGAAUUGGACCUUAGAAACUGUUUGUCCAUUGGUGGGUCCAUAUAUCCUACCUCAUUAAUAAAACUCCUCUUGGCGAGCUCAGAACAAGAAGCCCUUGGUGCUAAACCGGAUCAUCAAGAGGUACUCAAAGCUAUCCCAGAUCAACCAGAAAUUCCUAAUACCACCCCUGUCAUAGGACAGGCUUUUAGUGCUGUUCCACAUCAAUGGGAAGUUCCUGGUGCUAACAUAAUUCAUGGAGAGGCUCUGGAUGAGACCCCAGACCCACCAGAGAUGCCUGGUGCUAUUCCAGUCCAAGGAGAGGUCUUUGGUUCUAUCCUAGACCAACAAAUCCUUGGAAUGGGUGGUGGUACUGCCUCCGACCCACCUAUCUUUCUUCCUGCUCCUCUAAACCCAAUUGCUACCUAUAAUGCUCUCCCAGAAUGGCCUGAGCCCCAGAGCACUGUUUCAUAUGGGCUUGAGGUCCAGGGCGCUGUGCAGAUUUUGCCCUUGGGCUCUGGUCACACUCCUCAGGCAUCAUCAAACUCAGAGAUAAGUUCGGUACCUCCAAUAAUGACUAUUAGCAAUAUAGAAAAUGAGAAGCAAGUUCAUAUAAGCUUUCUGCCAGCUAACACUCAGGGGGUCCCGUUAGCCCCUGAGCAAGGACUCUUCCAUGCUUCCCAGGGCAUUAUCCAACUUUCCCAGGCUGGUCCCAGCCCAUUGGAAGGUGGGAGCUCCCAGAUCGGCAUGACCAGCGUGGCUGACCUCAACACCACAGUGGUGUCCAGGCCAGUGUCACUCGCCAGUACCUCUUCUCCUUCCUAUACAACUUUGCUACCUACUUUGGAAAAGAAGAAACGAAAGCGGUGUGGGGUCUGUGAGCCCUGCCAACAGAAGACCAAUUGUGGUGAAUGUACUUACUGCAAGAACAGAAAAAACAGCCAUCAGAUCUGUAAGAAAAGGAAAUGUGAGGAGCUGAAAAAGAAACCAUCCAUCAUCGUGCCUUUGGAGGUUAUAAAAGAAAACAAGAGGCCCCAGAGGGAAAAGAAGCCCAAAGUUUUAAAGGCAGAUUUUGUCAACAAACUAGUAAAUGGCCCCAAGUCAGAAUCCAUGGAAUACAGGAGGAGCUAUGGGGGGGAACAGAGAUUGGAAUUAAACCCACCUCCUCUCGAAAAUGUGACUAAAAAUGAAGAAAGUAUGACAGGUAUUGAAGUGGAGAAGUGGACGCAAAACAAGAAAUCACAUUUAACCGAUCAUGUCAAAGGUGAAUUUAAGGCAAUUGUGACAGAAGCUGAAAAAUUAAAAAAUGCUGAAGAUGACAGGAAAAAAGUCCUACUUACUGAUUUAAUUGAGCCUCAGAAAUUGUUUGCACAAACCGUAAGAAAUGGCAUUAAAAAUGUACACUAUUUACCAACUGAAACAAAUGUGUCUUUUAAAAAAUUCAAUAUUGAAGAAUUUGGCAAGGCAUUUGAAAACAACUCCUGUAAAUUCCUGAAAGACACUGCCAACCAUAAUGCCAUGAGUUCUGUUGCCACUAGUGCGAGCUGUGAUCAUCUCAAAGGAAGAGGUAAUGUUUCAGUCUUCCAGAAAUCUGGCUUUAACUGCAAGUCUUUUCCAGAUCCUGCAACGUUCAACUUAAAUAGUCAUACUAGUACACACAAUGAAAGUGAUCAACCCAAAUCUCUAGAAAAUAUACCAAGUAAAGAACCAAAAGAUGGAUCUCCAGUUCAACCAAGUCUUCUAUCCCUAAUGAAAGAUAGGAGACUAACGCUGGAGCAAGUCGUGGCCAUAGAAGCUCUCACCCAACUGUCAGAAGCCCCAUCAGAAAAUUCCUCACCAUCAAAGUCAGAGAAGGAUGAAGAAACAGAACACAGAACAGCGAGUUUGCUUAAUAGCUGUAAAGCUAUCCUCUAUUCUGUACGAAAAGACCUCCAAGACCCAAACUUACAAGGGGUGCCAGAAAGCCUUCAUCACUAUCCAUCUUUGGAAAAGCAGAGUUCAUGCAACACGGUGGUAUUCAAUGGGCAAAACAUUUCCAAGUCACACAACAGCUCAGCUGCUAACCAGACAACUUCAAAAUCGCAGGAAUAUUCAAAAGUCACAAAUUCAGUCCCUCAUUUUAUACCAAAUUCAAAUUCAUCUAAAAUUGACACCAGUAAAAAUGUUGCUCAAGGUAGAAUUACUCUUGAUAGUUCUAAGAACUUGCAUCAGUUGCCACCAACAGGUGAUAAAUUGGGGCAUUGUAACCAGUCACUGGCCAGCAGUAAAAAGAUAGACCUAAAAGAUGAUCCAUCGUGUCUGAAUACAAUACACAGCAAAAUAGAGGAGGACGUUGCAACGCAGUUAACACAACUUGCGUCAAUAAUUAAAUUCAAUUACAUAAAACAAGAAGACAAAAAGGUUGAAAGUACACCAACAAGCCUUGUUGCAUAUAAUGUACAGCAAAAGUGUAGUCAGGAGAAGGUCACAAUACAACAGAAACAAUCUUCCAGUGUACAAAAUAACCAUAGCUCAUCAUUGACAAAGCAAAAGAACACAACACAGAAAAAGACAAGAGCUACCCCAUCAAGAGAUCGGCGGAAAAAGAAGCCUGUAGUCAUAAGUUGUCAAGAAAAUGACCAGAAAAAACAGGAACAGUUGUCAUAUGAGUAUAGUAAGUUACAUGACAUUUGGAUAGCAUCUAAGUUUCAAAGAUUUGGUCAAUUUGGUCCACAUGAUUUUCCCAUUCUGUUGGGGAAAAUUCCUCCCCUAACCAAAGUAUGGAAACCACUGACUCGAAGGAGUUCAGCAUUAGAACACAAAAAAUUAUUUCCUCCACUCACUCAGAUAAAAUUUGAGCGUUAUUAUCCCGAAUUAGCACAGGAAAGAAACAUGAAGGUUGAACCAUUGGAUUCUCUCCCAUUAUGCCAGUUAAAAACAGAAUCCAGUGGGCAGGCGUUUACAGAAAAAGUUUAUAAUUCUCAGGUACAGCCAACAGUGAAUGUCAAUCAGAAAGCUCACCCUUUACUCCAGCCCUCCUCUCCUGCUAACCAGUGUGCUAACGUAAUGGCUGGCGAUGACCAAACACAGAUCCAGGGGGAUGUUCAAGAACAACUCAUGCAUCAGAAACUGUCAACAUUGCCUGGUAUCUCCCAUGAAACCCCUUUACCAGACCCAGCACAAAUUCUCAGGAAUGUCAAUGUAGUAUGUUCAGGUGGGAUUACGGUGGUUUCGACGAAGAGCGAAGAGGACGUCUGUUCAUCUAGUGUUGGAGCAUCAGAAUUUUCCCCGGUAGACAGUGCACAGAAAAGUUUUAAUGAUUAUGCCAUGAACUUCUUUACCAAUCCUACAAAAAACCUGGUGUCCACCACGAAAGAUUCUGAAUUGCCAACUUGCAACUGUCUUGAUCGAGUUAUACAAAAAGACAAAGGCCCAUAUUAUACACACCUUGGGGCAGGACCAAGUGUUGCUGCUGUCAGGGAAAUCAUGGAGAAUAGGUAUGGUCAAAAAGGAAAUGCAGUAAGGAUAGAAAUUGUAGUGUACACAGGAAAAGAAGGAAAAAGCUCUCAUGGGUGUCCAAUUGCUAAGUGGGUUUUAAGAAGAGGCAGCGAUGAAGAGAAAGUUCUUUGUUUGGUCCGGCAACGUACGGGCCAUCACUGUCCAACAGCUGUGAUGGUGGUUCUCAUUAUGGUAUGGGACGGCAUUCCUCUGCCCAUGGCCGACAGAUUGUACACGGAGCUUACGGAAAACCUAAAGUCAUACAAUGGUCAUCCCACAGACCGAAGAUGCACGCUCAAUGAAAAUCGUACCUGUACAUGUCAAGGAAUUGAUCCAGAGACCUGUGGAGCUUCAUUUUCUUUUGGCUGUUCAUGGAGUAUGUAUUUCAAUGGAUGUAAAUUUGGUAGAAGCCCAAGCCCUAGAAGAUUUAGAAUUGAUCCAAGCUCUCCCUUACACAACUACUAUGAAAGAAUUACUAAAGGACGUAAUCCAGAAAGAAGAUAUAUGAAACCGGAACCAAUCUGUCCGGGACACGAGGCCAUGGAGAAAAACCUUGAAGAUAAUUUACAGAGUUUGGCUACACGAUUAGCUCCAAUUUAUAAGCAGUAUGCUCCUGUUGCUUAUCAAAACCAGGUAGAAUACGAACAUGUGGCCCGAGAAUGUCGGCUUGGCAGCAAAGAAGGGCGUCCUUUCUCUGGAGUCACCGCUUGCCUCGACUUCUGUGCCCAUCCUCAUAGGGACAUUCACAACAUGAAUAAUGGAAGCACUGUGGUUUGUACUUUAACAAGAGAAGAUAACCGCUCCUUGGGGGUUAUCCCUCAGGAUGAGCAACUCCACGUUCUACCGCUCUACAAACUCUCGGACACAGAUGAGUUUGGCUCUAGCGAAGGAAUGGAAGCCAAGAUCCAGUCUGGGGCCAUUGAGGUGCUCGCUCCCCGCCGUAAAAAAAGAACACGUUUUACCCAGCCAGUUCCUCGUUCUGGGAAGAAGAGGGCAGCAAUGAUGACAGAAGUUCUCGCACAUAAGAUAAGAGCUGUGGAGAAGAAAUUCAUUCCUCGGAUCAAGCGCAAGAAUCACGGGACAACAAACAGUAGCAAGGCUUCCUCGCUGCCGCUUUUAGGGAAUAAAACCGAAGCCUUGCAACUUGAAAUAAAAAGUGAAACUGAACCCCAUUUUAUCUUCAAAGGUUCGGACAACACUAAAACCUACUCAUUGACCCCAUCCAUUCCUCACCCAUUGAAAGAGGCAAACAUACCUCCAGGUUUCUCUUGGUCCCCUAAGACGGCGUCAGCCACCACAGCUCCUUGUAAGAGUGAUGCGUCCAUCCCCUACGGGUUUUCAGAAAGAAGUAGCAAUCCCCACUGCACGGUGCCUUCUGCGAGACACAGCGGUGCUAAUGCAGCUGCGGGGGAAUGCACUGGAAUUGCACAGCCUGGCGAAGUGGUUUCUCUGCCCACGCUGCCCGCUCCCGUGGCAGACACCCUGGUUUAUUCUGAGCCGCCCACUGGUCCGUCUGAACAGCCACCUUCCAAUCACCCAAGCCAGCAACCCCCCUUCACCACCUAUCCCCAUGACCUGGCGUCCUCUCUAGUGGAAGAAGACGAGCCGCAUUCUGAUGCCGACGAGCCUCUGUCCGACGACCCCCUAUCCGACGACCCCCUGUCCCCCGCGGAGGAGAAGCUGCCCCACAUCGAUGAGUAUUGGUCAGACAGCGAGCACAUCUUCCUGGACGCCAACAUCGGUGGGGUCGCCAUAGCGCCUGCCCACGGCUCCGUUCUGAUCGAGUGUGCCCGGCGGGAGCUUCACGCCACCACGCCCAUCGAGCACCCCAACCGGAAUCACCCCACUCGCCUCUCCCUUGUUUUCUACCAGCACAAAAACCUGAAUAAGCCCCAACACGGUUUUGAACUAAACAAAAUUAAGUUUGAGGCUAAAGAAGCUAAGAAUAAGAAAAUGAAGGCCUCAGAGCAGAAAGACCAGGCAGCUAAUGAGGGUCCCGAACUGUCCCCUGAAGUUAAUGAAUUGAACCAAAUUCCUUCUCAUAAAGCGUUAACAUUAACCCAUGACAAUAUUGUCACCGUGUCCCCUUAUGCUCUCACACAUGUUGCAGGACCCUAUAACCAUUGGGUCUGAAGGCUUUUCUCCCCUUCUUAAUGCCUUUGCUAGUGCAGUGUAUUUUUUCAAGGUGCUGUUAAAAGAAAGUCAUGUUGUCGUUUACGUAUCUUCAUCUCACCCAUUUGAAGGCUGAGGUAAAAAACAAAAACAAAACAAAAAAAAAAAACAAAAAUGGGGUGGGUAUUUCUUAACUGUGACUAUAUUUUGACAAUUGGUAGAAGGUGCACAUUUUAAGCAAAAAUAAAAGUUUUAUAGUUUUAAAUACAUAAAGAAAUGUUUUGGUUAGGCGUUAACCUUGAUAGAAUCACUCAGUUUGGUGCUUUAAAUUAAGUCUGUUUACUAUGAAACAAGAGUCAUUUUUAGAGGAUUUUAACAGGUUCAUGUGCUAUGAUGUAAAAUCAAGACACAGUGUUAACUCUACACAGCUCCUGGUGCUUACCCACAUCAAAAGUUAAAAAUAAGCUGCAUUAUUAUUUCAUGGUGCCAUCGUUCCAACAUCUUCCAAUCAUUGCUAGAAUAUCGGCAUAUUCCUUUGAAAUAAACCAAUGAAAUGUUUUCUCUCUCAAAAUAUCUCUCCUGUAUAAAAUAAUUCAUUAUUGUUAAUAAUGGUUGGAGGCUGUUCAUAAAUUGUAAAUAUAUAUUUUAAAAGCACUUUCUAUUUUUAAAAGUAACUUGAAAUAGUAUAGUAUAAGAAUCUUAUUGUCUAUUGUUUGUGCAUAUUUGCAUACAAGAGAAAUCAUUUAUUCUUGCUGUGUAGAGUUCCAUCUUGUUAACUGCAAUAUGUAUUCUAAUCAUGUAUAUGGUUUUUUUUUAAUGUGUCCUUUCUCAUGCAAAUAUUAGCUACUUAUAUAAAAUAGUUAGAACAUGCAAAAAUCGUUAAUUUUCUCUAAAGUUGGGAUUAGGAAGCAUAUCACCAAUAUCGAUUAACAUUUUAUUUGGAACUAAGUAAGCGUGGUCUCUUCUGAUUUAUCAAGCAACAGUGGCCCUAAUUUCACUUUCACCCCAGCUUUCUCAAAAUACUCAUGAAAGGUUUUUCCAAAAGGAGAUGGGACAUUGUAGGAUUCAGAAGAGUCAAAUGCUUCUAAAGUUUCAAGGUGAUAAAAUAUAAAAAUGAAGUAGCAAGAACCCGACCCAUUCCAAAUUGCCUUGUUUGUUUUGGUACAGAAUAAGAAUAAAAUUCCCAUAGAAAUCUUGUGAAAACAAAUCCCCUAUUGUUGUCACACAUCCACACAUCCCAAACAGUAGGAGUGGUAAUCUAAGUAUGGUAUUGCCCAUUAAGAGCUAAUCCAAAGUAGUUUAUCUAAGCAUAUUAGUAUUAGGGAAAUAAAAACUCAUCUUCUCUGAUACUUGCCUGUGUUCUAGGUAACAGGAAAAUAGGCAUUCCAUUUAAGUUAGCCCUCCCAUAUUUUUUCCCGUUACUUAUUGGCUCAUUUUAUAGCAAAACAAAAAGAAUUGCCCAAACAAAAUGUUUAGAGCAAGAAAUUUCAAUGAAAUACUUGAUUCUAUUAAAAUGCAGAGGUGCUAUAACAUUCAAAGUGUCAGAUACCUUGGGAGUGUGGAAAACCUAAAUAAUGGUGCUUCUCCCUUGGAAAUGCCAUAGGAAGCCCACAACUGCUAACACUCAACAAUUUUGGUGCAAAAGCAAACAGUUCCAGCAAGCUCUAAAGAAAAACUCAUUAUAACUUAUAUUAAAAUAAUAUAUGGUGCAAAGUAUCAGUUUCAAGCUUUUGACUAGUCCAACUAAAGGAAUAUGAAGGGAUUGUAUAUAACAAAUACCAUUGGUAGACCAUCAUCUUGUACAAGUGAAUUUCUGCUUCUUGAAUAUGUAAAAUAGGGUGAUUCAUUGACUUGUUUUAGUAUUUUGUGUGCCUUAGAUUUGCGUUUUAAAACAUGUAUAUUUUUGUGAGCCUAAGGUUUCUUAUACAUACAAGUAUAUAAAUAAGUGAUUGUUUAUUAUUUCAGCUGCUUUGAUAUCUACUAGUAUUAGACUAUCAGGAAUACACCCUUGUGAUAUUUCGUUUUAGAUAUUAGGCCUUAGCUCCCACUAGAAAUUCUCUCACCAGAUUUAAUGAAUCAAGUUUUAAGACCCUUUAUCCAUCCACCCAUCUUCCUUCCAUUCAACACUUCCUGAAUGUCUGCAGAAUUUAAAUAUUAGCUUUGGUUUUUCUUUGAACUGCCACCCAUGGUAUACGUGAAGAAUUGAAAUCCUAAAAGAUGCUUUGGUCCAUGCUUUUCAAAGAAACAGCAAAUUUCCUUCAAAAGAAUCCAUUGGUGGGGGGGGGGGGGCGGCUGGCUGGCUCAGUUGGUAGAGCAUGUGACCCUUAAUCUCAGGGUCGUGAGUUCAAGCCCCACAUUGGGCACGGAAUCUAUUUAAAACUGAAAACACAGAAAGAACAAAAACAUCCGUUGUAAUAUAUCUGCAGCAGUUCAAGUUAGUGUCACUAACUUUGAGGUUUCUUAACAACUGAACUUGAAAUGGCAGUGUGACUUAGAGGAAUCCUGGAAUUUGUGAAGUUGGCUGUAGCUGCCCAAAGCCAGUACAUGAAAAUGUCCCUUCUCAACUAAAAUGUUUCCAUUCCAUUAUUAUAAUUAACACCAUCAAUGUCCUGCCUCAACUGAUAACCCAUGGUGGGAACCACAUGUAAUUCCCACUUUGUUGGACUCUACUUCAUAAAUUAACAGUUCACCAUCCCAUUGUCUGCCCUGUGAUUUUUUUUUUCUUUUUAAAAGCUCAUGCUUAUUCAGUGUUCUCCAGCAUUGUGAUUGUAUGCUAGUGACACUGCUUUUAAGAAGCAAGGAAAUAAAUUUGUUUGAAAUGACAUUUUCACCAGAAAACUGGUCAUCUAACAUUAUUUCUGCACCUUCUAUUAUGUUUAUCUGUAGCGAUCACCUUUUGUAUUACCUGUUUUAUACUACUCAAAAUGAGUUUUUCAAUAUUCUGCCUUUGUUCAUGGUAUGAUAAUUGAAUUAGUUGAUAUGUGACCCCCCAAGUUAACCCAACUGUCCAUAGUAUGUUACAAACAUCCUAACUACAAUGAACUGCCUAUUUUAGAAACCCACAAAAUAAGCACGCUGUCCUUCAAAAUCCCAUUUCUAAUGGCUCUCAGAGCAUGAUUGAAAAAAAUUUUUCUUAUGCUUAUCAGCCUCACCUACAUCUUUCCAGUUCAUCCACAAAGUACCAAAUACAUCAUGUCAUAGACCUAAUUGAAAUAUAUUAUUGGAAAGUGAGGCAAGCUGAAAAUGUAUAGCUGUAGGUAAAUUUUUGCAACACAUUAGCAAAAUGUUUGCAGCUUAACCUUCCAACAUCUUUGUUAUGCAAUCUGCAUGUGGAUGAAAUAAUUUGUUAAAUAUAGAACUUCAACUAGAUGAGAUCCAUAAGCAAUUAGUUAAGACAUAACCCCAAUACAUACUUAAUUGAAUGCAUACCCUUGUAUAAAUGAGAUACCAGUUCAUACCAAGUAACCUACUUUCUAAUGUUACUACUUCAGUGGACUCAGCUGAUUAUCCUUUAUUCCACAAUAGCAUGUAUGAAAAUAACCCUAAACUACUUAAGUUUACUCUUUGAAACAAAUUCAAUUGAGGUUUUUUUUAUCUGGGACAAAGUUUUGACAAUGCAUGACAACUUCCACCAAUAGUGGGCACAUUAUUUCCUUCGAAUGUGCCUAGUAAAUCAGUAGCUGUCAUAUGACUUUUUAAUAAUAUAUAGCUACCUUCUAUUUCACAACUUCUUGAUGCAUGGAAAUUUCUUUUUUUGUCUAGAGUUAGUACAACUAUGAAUUUUGGUCUUCUGUAAAAAUUUAUGAUGAGAAUUGUGAAAUAAUAUGGUAGUGGCCUCCCACAACUCUAGAACUCACACCUUAGAAGUCACACAGUUCAAUCACGGGCCCAGAGAGCAGUUGUUAAUGUCAGUGUGUACUUAAGUUUAUAAUGAGAGUUCAAACUAUUAAGUGGAGGCCAUUUUGUGUUUUGGAGAACUGGAGGAAACAAACUUGAUUUGCUCACCCAGAGAGUAUCUUAUCACUGGGAAAUAACCUGAUUGUGGUACAAGUAAAAAAUCAAAAUGGCUUUUUAUUUUUUCUGUUGGGUUUUGUUGUUUUUUUCUGAGAGAUUCAGGAAAACAAGACAAGUGAAAUUGAAUCAAGAUUCCCCUGCCUGCAGAGUUUCGUGGGCCUUGUGUGGGAAAUCUAGCUGACUUUUACCUAUGACACUGUCCUGUUAACUCAUCCAACAAAAUGUGGCAAUAGUCUUAUUUGCGAUUUCAAUAAAGAAAUAUCAAGUACUUAUAUAGUACAGGCUUUUAUUUCCCCUGAUAAAAGUAUUAGGCAUAUACAAGGAGUUAGAAAAAAUUGAGUGGUUGAAAGAAUUGGGGGAAAAUACCAAUUGUAUAUAUUACCUAUGGUUGUACAGUCUAUUCCCACUUCUUGCCUAGUUGGCCUCACAAUGAAGUCUAAUUUACUUUGAUGUGAUUGUCUACAUGUAUUAGAAUACUGUUUUAUUGUGCACAGCUCCGAAACUUGCCCAGAAGUGUAUUGAACUUGUAACUUCAACAUCAACAGUAAGGCACCCUCAACCAGGUGAUAGAAUGAGUGCCCUGAUUCCUAAAGAGUCUGGGUUUACCCAGAUCGAAUUGUGCUUGACAUUGUGCUUUCAUCUAAUAGAUUUAGAGAAUGUAGCCAUUCAUGGCUCUGGAAUGCAAGCCAGAGAAUCAGCGUGUCAGAAGCUAAAUUUGUGCAUUUUCUUAGAGUGUAUUGAGAUUUACUGGCUUUUUUCCCUUUUCUCAUUUAUAAAAUAGAGUCUAAGUUACUCUGUUCAUUUUGGAGAUGGUAAAAUUGGCUUUUAUGCAAGAAGACAUCGCUCUUUUUGUCCACAUUGAACUCUAGAAACUUGAAUUCUCUGCAUUCCAAUAUCUCUGGAUGUCUGUUUCAGUCCCUGUUCUUUCUGGGCACCCAAUCAAAUACCAUUGUUUACUUCAAAAGGCAUACAUUUUAUUCCUUCGGGUAAUGCAAAGGUUUUCCUUACUUGGCCACUUGUAAUGUUCACUUCUCCUUUAAGGGCCCCACAAUGUGUUUCCCUAUUGAUAGUAUGCAACGUUUAAUUUUUCUGGCUUUAAAAGUACAACACUCAUUUCUGCGUUAUUGGCUAUAGUUUUCCGAUCCCUACUGUGAUAUCCAUGAUCUGCAUGGGUCACAAGUUUUUCUUGUUUCUUGAUGUCCCCUAUAAUUAAAGCAAAACUUAGUCUAAGGUAGGAAUGUUAUUAUCAGAUGUUAAACACAUUACCUGAUUUAACUGAUCUAUGUUUGAAUGCAACUUGGGAAGCCCUUGUUUAAGAAUAUAAACCUAGUUUUCCUAAAAAUAGAAAUUUUGUCCCUAGCAGCUGUUAUGAAAGGCAUUCUUUCUCUCUUGUCUUGUUCAUCAGAAAAAAAUAUCACAGCUGUCAGAAGCAUGUUCCCUUUUGGAGAAACAGUACUGAAAAGUAAUUUUGUUCUUCAUUUAGCUAAGUAUAACCAUCUUUGACCAGAAUUUCUACUUGUUUUCUUUUUUCAUUUUACUGAAGCUAUGAUGUCACUAAGUGUACUUUCCUUUCUUUUUACAGUUUUUGAUCCUUUCCUCUGAUUUUCCUUAAAUUAAAACUCUGUUGCUUCCCCUCUCUGUUCUCCCUCCAUUCCCCAUGUCCCCUACACAAAUACACAUGGUUCGUAUUAAGAAUAGCAGUGAUCUUGGUCAAGUUGUCUUUUUCCUGUUUUCUAAAAUCAUGGUUCACAAAUCCUUCGUGGAAUAAUACCAAAAAGGAUCAUGAUCUUUUAUGUGGUCAUUUCCUGUUAGAGGCAAAUUCAGUUUUUAGGAAGAAAUAGUGGUCACAAGGCCCGGUUAGCAUCCACUUCUCUUUAACAAUCCCAACAAUAUUUGUUUUGUUUUGUUUUGUUGCGUUUUAAAUCCCAACAAUGUCUGACUCAACAUGUUUAUUAGUGUUUGAGUGUUUUGCAAAAACUUUCAUUAGAAGUUAAAUGUUCUAGCAUUAUUUCUACAUAGCUUUGUAAUUUCUGUAUGACGCAUCAUACUAAUUAUAAGUUGUCUGACCAGUGGCUUUGAAUUAAUAAUGGGUCUGAUUUAUACAGUAGACAAUAUUUUCUUUUCACAUGUUUUAUCUCCCAGCCUAGUUUUGUGCAUGGUAUUUACUUGCCAGUGCAAAUUUACCCCUUUGGAAUUUGGGUUUUGGCAAUAAUAGGAACUAUUCUGUAAUCUGGGUGAGAAAGGUUAAAAAAGAAUGAACUGAAAGUAAUUUAAGGAAUUCUUAAAGAUGGGAUAAAUCAGUUAUCAGGAGUCAUGAGUAUAACAGGACGAAGUUCAGGGGCAAGAAGGAGGGAGAAUUGUGUUCCUAUCAGCAAUCUGCAGGUUCACUCCACCAGCCCAACACCAAAACAUACUUUAAUAGCUCUUCUCCCCACCCCAUGACAGUUUUAUGUGAAAAAUAGCAGCUCAAAAUGAGAAACCAUUGUGAAUGCAAAUAUGGUAGUAAGAAAAAUUAUAAUCCCUGUACUUUAUAUAAUGUUGUAGCUUAUCAAACUGCUUUGCUGUGUGUCCCUUUUUCUUCCGAACACUGAAGGUUGGACAGAUGUCCAAAUGUUCCCAUCUUACUGGUGAUGGGAACCUGCAUAUUGGCAAGAAGAGCAAAGGCCAUGCUCCAAGUCAUAGAGCAGGUCAACCCAUCUGAGACCAAACCAUUUCAUAGCCGCAGACUGCGGAAGGCAUCUCUGCACCAUAAGCUAUGACUUAGAGAACGUUAUUGAGUAGAAAUUUUGUCAGAUCUAAUCUAAGAAUAAUGUAAAACCUACUUAUUGUAUGCAAAACAUUCUUCUGAAGUAUUUUGUUUCUACUAUUUAUUUAGCAGGUAGUUUUUUGUUAUGCAUACUUUGGAAGGUCUCCCAAAUUCCCAAGACUUCUGCAUUUUAGGAUUGAAAUUAAUGAAGCUUUAGUUUUUCCCUGUAAAUAAACUUUUCAAUAAAGAAUAUCCCUGUGCUACUAAAACAAAGGGAAACCUCAAUAAUAUUUGUCUUAAAAAUAUUAUUUUUAAAAAGACUGAGAUCACCAACUCAUAAUCCAAGUUUAAUGUAUUUGUUAUAUUGAAAUGCAGGUUUCUAGAAGGGAAUAUGCUGGGUAAGCUAUUUUAGUUCCCAGGUGCUCAUGGUAAAAAUAUAGACUUGUUGGCAUCUCAAAAAAAACAGUACUGUCUCCCACUUACUUAAAUUUGUUUUGUUUUGUCUUUUGUUCCACUUUGUUUACACAUACCUUUGCCCUGAGAGUUAAGAAAAAUAAUGAGAUGUAUUUGUAAAGUUUUUGGUAAGCUCUUUAUAAAUAUAAAGAGGUGGGAUGCUUUAUGCUGUUCCAUCAGUACGUUAUGGGUUGCUAACAAAAAACCCAAACUUCCCUAAGUAGUCAAAUAAAUCCACUUUUGGUGAUUUGGUUCAGUAUCUGCCCAUCCUCACUAAGGCCUCUUUGUGAUAUUAUAAAAUGGCUGGCCACAUAGGACUUUACAAAAACAGCUCUU